GCAGUGUUGGACAAAAUUGACCUAUCUGAUUUGUAGUUUGGACGUGACACUCAACUUACCUCAACAGCAUUUAACUUGCUGUUAAGUCAACAACAGUUGAACGAUGUUGGAUAGUCUGGACGGGUAUUUACGCAGAGCAGCGACGACAGUGUGAUAUCUCGCAAAUGAUCACACGUAAACCGUGAAAUGCAGGCUCUUGUCUGUUGACCUGAAUCAGGCUUAUGUUAUAUCUGUUAAUGUAAAUGUAAUUGAAGACCUCCGGCGUAGAGAGUCAAACCACAGCAGCAGCAACAGCGGCAGUCCGAUAGUUGGCAAAUGGUUACACACCAUGUACCUGUGGAAUACGGCUUCCUAACCGUUAGGAACGUUGAGAUAAAGGUAGAGAACAAGGCACGUCGGGUGUCACAUGUCACGCGGGAUAAGAGGUCGCCAUGGCAACCAGUGGAAGUUUUGUAACGGACGAGCCCCAUGAAGGACGUAAACUAAAGGAAGGUUUUGAGCGCCAUGUUUUCAUCACUCACUGCGAAGCGGACAACGAGUUUGCCAAGAAUCUGUAUCGGAAACUUCAGGCUAAAGGCUUUCAGUGCGGGAUGGCUUCACAGGACUUCAUGGGGGGCGUUCAGAUUUUCGACCAGAUUAUCACUUUCAUUGAGACAUCCGAGAAAAUCCUUUCCUUGAUCUCAAGACAAUCCCUGAAGAGCUACUGGUGCACACUGGAGCUCUCCUUGACACUGGAACGCUCCAUUGACAACGACAGACUGGCUAUUGUCCCAGUGCUCUUGGAUGUGGAGACAAAGGAGCUUCCCGAUGUGCUGAGACAGCUCGAGUGCAUUGAUGGGAAGGUGGACGGCUUCCUGGACGAUGUCAUGAACAUGAUAAUUGGUCCGGAUGUGUCUGUAGAGUCCUUACUUCCCGUGGGUAAUGUGGGUCAUGGCUUCGCGUGGUCGUACUACUACAGCUUCCUCAAAAUCCUUUUACCAAUUCUUAAUGAACGGAUUCAAAAGUGUCCCCACUGGCAAUCCGACCCUAAACGCCGGUGUAUACCACGAAGGAUGUACCUCCUAUUACCGGAAAGCUGUAUAUGUCCUGGGAAACUGACGGAUUGGGACAAGAGAAUCGUGGCUGACACGCCACUAGAACCCGUGAUAAGGUGGAGAGCUGGCAAGGAACGUACAUAUAAGAACUCUGUUUACAAAAUACAAGAUGACAAGACGUUUUACUUUCUUGGCGAGUUUUGUUCGGUGGUUCAACCUAUGAACGACAUGGAGGUAGGCGGAAUCGCCCGGAUGAGCGCUGACGAAAAGAAACGUCAGCUGUACCGCUUUAAAUGUACCCUGGAAGAUAUACUUGGGUAUUACCACUCAAACAAGUACAGACUCAUUCUGUUUAAUGACACUGAUGGUAACAUUGAUGAUGGCAGAGUGUCCCAAGAACUUCUCAAGCUGAUCAGGGAGGAUAUACGUGCCGACAUUGAGGCGGAGAAACUGAAUGCUUGUGAACCAUCUUACCUAAGGCAAAAUACCUGUCAGGAUAGCUCUCAAAAUGACGAAUUCCGCCAUGGAAACUGGCAAUGGCGGCGUUGGUAUGGAAACUGAAAAUGGCGGUGUUACUAUGGAAAUUGACCAUCACCCGAAAACAGGGGAACCGGAAGCCAGCCGGAGUCUGGGUUUUAAUGAACACUGGAAAUAUCAUGCUUUUAUCAUGUACGGUGAGGAGAAGAAGACCGGAAGUUUGCGAUAGCAUUAACAAAUUUUCUUGAGAAAGAAAAACACAUGAAAUGCGCUGUAAAAAGAUCGCGACCUGAGCGCCAAUAAGCAGAUGUUAGAGGAAAUGCGGGAAAUGACGAGGCGAUCCAAGAGAACGAUCUUGAUCCUGUCUGAUGAAACGUCUGAAAACGUUCUAACGAUCUUCCACAUGCUGAGAGUGCCGAAUAAGGACGAACUUGAGCAAUCGGUCCAGCCAAUACCAGUGCUACGAGGAACGCCCA
Molecule: messenger RNA, 1987 nt
Organism: Liolophura sinensis
Lineage: Eukaryota; Metazoa; Mollusca; Polyplacophora; Chitonida; Chitonidae
Product: stimulator of interferon genes protein-like
Exons: 9
Coding region: 432-1595 (387 amino acids)
Biological process (GO): innate immune response; reticulophagy; signal transduction
Cellular component (GO): endoplasmic reticulum membrane; autophagosome
Molecular function (GO): 2',3'-cyclic GMP-AMP binding; cyclic-di-GMP binding
Source: RefSeq, a predicted model, not a curated record